Messenger RNA from Mytilus trossulus (common blue mussel), 948 nucleotides. Its product is annotated as protein mab-21-like 3. The transcript has a single exon. Lineage: Eukaryota; Metazoa; Mollusca; Bivalvia; Mytilida; Mytilidae. Bases 1 to 948 code for a protein of 315 amino acids. The record is from RefSeq and is a predicted model, not a curated record.
AUGGAUAACACACUUCUGAAUAAGUUUUAUGAUGAUCAUGUGAAAAUGAUUAAAAACGAGACAAGUCAAAACAUAGAGAUAGUUAUACCUAUUGUCAAGGAUAUUCUUCAGUAUGUUCACACCAAGGACAGACGUUUUAAAAGUCAGCCAAUCAAUGUCGGAAGUUAUUACACACAUUUAAAAGUGUCGAGAGCGGAUGAAUUCGACUUCAGCGUUGUUUUAGAUACCCCGCAAUUAGAUUGGUGCAGAGAUGAUUCGGAUCAUAAAUAUGGAUUUGAUAAGAAAAAUGAAAUAGUCAGAAAACAGUUGACAUUACCAGACCCACCAAUCGGAAAAGGUUUUAUAUCACCAACAGGUACUAUUCGUAAGUGGAACAGAGAGGGUAUAAAUGGUGGCCCAGCUUGUCUAACUAUUGAUGACGACAUCAUACCAAUUUUUGUAAAAAGCAGAUUUAAAUCGCUUGUUGGCAGAGCCGUCGAAGAUCAACCAAAUAUUCGCAAAUAUGUUAAUGCCAAACGGUUGUCGGAAUCACCAGCGACAACGCUCACAAUAACUCAUCCGCAAAUUGCAGGCGAUUCCGUUAGCGUAGAUCUAACGCCUAUGAUAGAAUCCUCCUCACGUUUUAGAAAAACAUUUGGAUGGCCAAGACCUACAUCGCAGUGGCCUUCAGAGAAAAAAGUUGAAAAAUUAAGAUCCAUUGGAGUGAAUGAUAUUGCAAAAGAUGCAUUUUAUUGGACAUAUUCGUUUGCAAGUUGUGAAAAGGAAUUGUUGGAAGGAAUUGAUACCAAAGAAACUUGCCGGAAAAAAUCGCAAAAAAUAAUGAAAAAACUAAAAGAAUCGUGGUGUCCAGAAGGAAUUAGAAAAGGGUUGACAUCUUAUCAUUUGAAUUACACCCCAGCUCUAUUGUUAUACUUCAAAGUUUCUAUUUUUGAAACACGAGUAAAUUGA